CAUCAUUUGACUUAAUCUUCAAAAAAACAUAAAACACACAAGGUUCGUAAGAAAUUGUCAUAAGAUUUGGUAUAUUUAUACAAUUUAAUUAUACGACAAGUGUAAUCUGUUCUAACUUUAACUAAAAUGGGCACAGUAGAAUGACAAUUUUCAGUUAUCAGGUGACACUUGUUGUAUGCAUUUAUACACACAGUGACCUUGACGAAUCGACCAAUCAUUGAUGAACUGUGAAUUUAAUUCCUAAGUAUAUUUUGGCACCUAAACAGAGAGUUAUUUUAUCACGAAAAAAUGCUGAAGUCGAUUGCAACUCCUUAUUUACCGAUUCAUGAUGAUGGGACAGCCAAACGUUUGUAUAAUCACUUCAAUUUUCUGGGUAUACCUGUUAACAAAGGACAACCAAAAAAUGGCACAUAUCAGGGACCAGAGUUUAUUCGAAAAUCUGAUUUCUUCGAACGUGUUGCUCAAGAUGGAAUAAAACUUACUGACUGCGGUGAUGUGAAACCUAUUGAAUUAACUGAAAUAGAAGAUCCCCAACGCUUUGGAAUGAAAUGGUCGCGGAGUUUUACAUCGACCACUCUUAAAAUAGCUGGACGUGUAGAGGAGAUAUUGACAGAGUCAACCAAGCAAACUCACUCAACUGGAUUGAAACCUUCUCCACUAGUAAUUGUUGGCGGUGAUCACAGUAUGGCUACAGGUACAAUACUUGGACAUGCAAAAGUCAAGCCAGACGUUUGUGUAAUAUGGGUUGAUGCUCAUGGCGACAUAAAUACACCUUUAAACUCUGGUACUGGAAAUCUUCAUGGAAUGCCUUUAGGUUUCCUCGUAAAUGAACUACAACAUGAAGUGCCCUGGUUUGAGGAUAUUGAAGGUGUUGAGCCAUGCCUUAAAGCAAGUGAUAUUGCUUAUAUUGGUUUACGUGAUCUAGAUGAUCAUGAAACAUAUAAUAUCAGAAAGUAUGGGAUUGCACACUUCACAAUGGUUGAUGUUGAUCAACUAGGAAUAGAAACUGUCAUUAAACAGGCAUUAAAAGCAGUAAAUCCAAGAUUAGACAGACCCAUUCACUUAAGCUUUGAUAUUGAUGCUUUGGAUCCUUCCGUUGCUCCAAGCACAGGUACAGCUGUUCCCGGUGGAUUGUCAUUACGUGAAGGUCUAAGAAUAUGUGAAGAAAUUUCAGCAACAGGACAAUUAUCUGUUGUUGAAAUGGCUGAAUUAAAUCCUUUACUGGGAUCUAAAGAAGAUGUUGAAAAAACUCAACAAACUGCUGUUUGUAUUCUAACAGCAUGCCUAGGACAUUGUCGUUCUGGUCAUUUACCAGUCAAAGUGAACAAGUUAGCUGAUAAAGGUAUUGUUAGUCGAGCUGAACAUAUGUGAAUAGUAGACUGAUAUUUUCUCUUUUCUCUAGUACAAAUGAAUUACAGGAACUCAGUUGCUUUGAACAAAAGUCAUGUGAUUGUUUUUAUCAAUCUUGUUCAAUCAUUCAAUUGAUCAUUUUUCAAGCAUCUAUUAGAUAAAGAAUGUUAUGUGUGAUGCGAAACUUUACCUUUCAAAUAUUAAGUUAUUUAUGAUGUUUAAAAAAAAAAUCUUAAUCCUAUUGUCACACAGUAUUGAAAUAAAGAGGUACAUUCAAUUUGAA
This is a messenger RNA of Heterobilharzia americana, 1633 nucleotides long. The record is from the annotation of a GenBank genome assembly. NCBI's taxonomy places the organism in Eukaryota, Metazoa, Platyhelminthes, Trematoda, Strigeidida, Schistosomatidae.